Ornithorhynchus anatinus (platypus) is the source of this 513-nucleotide messenger RNA. It is a transcript of the gene ELOC, whose product is annotated as elongin C. The record is from RefSeq and is a predicted model, not a curated record. Bases 148 to 486 code for a protein of 112 amino acids. The transcript is spliced from 4 exons. Gene Ontology annotation, cellular component: elongin complex. Gene Ontology annotation, molecular function: protein-macromolecule adaptor activity. Gene Ontology annotation, biological process: ubiquitin-dependent protein catabolic process. NCBI's taxonomy places the organism in Eukaryota, Metazoa, Chordata, Mammalia, Monotremata, Ornithorhynchidae.
GCCCCUCCCGCCCGCGCGCGGGGCACUUCCGGUGGGCUCCCGGAGGCGACGGCGGCGGCGGAGGAGGGCGAGCGGCCGGGCCUGGGAGGCGGAUCGCGUGUGGCCGAGACUCCCCGGGGGGACGAAGCGGACUCAGGUUCAGGGACGAUGGAUGGCGAGGAGAAGACCUACGGCGGGUGCGAGGGCCCGGACGCCAUGUACGUGAAGCUCAUCUCCUCCGACGGGCACGAGUUCAUCGUCAAGAGGGAGCACGCGCUGACCUCGGGGACCAUCAAGGCCAUGCUCAGCGGCCCCGGGCAGUUUGCCGAAAACGAGACCAACGAGGUGAACUUCCGAGAGAUCCCGUCCCACGUGCUGUCUAAAGUGUGCAUGUAUUUCACCUACAAGGUGCGCUACACCAACAGCUCCACGGAGAUCCCCGAAUUUCCCAUCGCCCCCGAGAUCGCCCUGGAACUGCUGAUGGCCGCCAACUUCCUGGAUUGUUAAAGAGAAUAAAUGAUCGGAAACCCUCGA